CAUGUUGGUUCUCUUUCUCCCAUCAGCGAAGACGUCUGUAAACGAGGAUUCACCGUCAUCAUCGACAUGCGUGGAUCAAAGUGGGAGCUGAUCAAGCCUCUGCUAAAGACUCUGCAGGAGUAUUUCCCAGCAGAAAUCUGUGUGGCUCUCAUCAUAAAACCAGACAACUUCUGGCAGAAGCAGAAGACCAACUUCGGCAGUGCAAAGUUCUCCUUUGAGACCAGCAUGGUGUCAGUGGAAGGUUUGGCCAAACUGGUGGACCCUUCACAGCUAACUGAAGACUUUGAAGGCUCUCUGGACUACAACCACGAGGAGUGGAUGGAGCUGAGGGUGUCGUUAGAAGAGUUCAUGUCCAAUGCUGUUCACCUGCUGUCUAGACUGGAGGACCUACAAGAGCUUUUGUCCAAAAAGGACUUUCCUGCGGAUGUAGAAGGAUCCCGGCGGUUAAUAGAGGAGCACACACAGCUGAAGAAAAAGGUACUAAAGGCUCCAGUGGAGGAGUUGGACCGCGAGGGCCAGCGGUUGCUUCAGUGCAUUCGAUCCAGUGAUGGAUUUUCUGGAAGGAACUGCAUCUCAGGUUCUGCUGACUUUCAGAGCCUGGUGCCAAAGGUUGCCAGUCUGCUAGAUAAGCUCCACUCCACCAGGCAGCACCUCCAUCAGAUGUGGCAUGUCAGGAAGCUUAAACUGGACCAGUGCUUCCAGCUGCGGCUCUUUGAACAGGACGCUGAGAAAAUGUUCGACUGGAUUAGCCACAACAAGGAGUUAUUCUUGCAGAGUCACACAGAGAUCGGACGCAGUUACCAACAUGCUGUGGAGCUGCAAACGCAACACAACCACUUCGCCAUGAACUCUAUGAACGCCUACGUAAACAUCAACAGAAUCAUGUCGGUGGCGAGCCGUCUAGCGGAGGCUGGCCACUAUGCAUCCACACAAAUCAAGCAGAUCUCUACUCAGCUGGAUCAGGACUGGAAAAGUUUUGCCGCUGCACUUGAUGAACGCUCUACUAUCCUCGCCAUGUCCUCUGUCUUUCACCAGAAGGCUGAGCAGUUCUUGUCAGAGGUGGAAGCCUGGUGUAAAGUCUGCAGUGAGGGGGGGUUACCGUCUGAGAUGCAGGAGCUGGAAAUCGCCAUCCAUCGCCAUCAGAGCCUGUACGAGCAGGUGACCCAGGCCUACACCGAGGUGAGUCAGGAUGGGAAAGCGCUGCUGGAUGUCCUGCAGAGACCUCUGAGUCCAGUCAACUCUGACUCCCUAACGGCGACGGCCAAUUACUCCAAAGCGGUUCAUUGCAUCCUUGACGUGGUGCAUGAGGUCCUUCAUCAUCAGCGGCGCCUGGAAAACAUUUGGCAGCAUCGAAAGGUCCGACUGCACCAGAGGCUGCAGCUGUGUGUGUUCCAGCAAGACGUACAGCAGGUUAUGGACUGGAUAGAAAACCACGGCGAGGCCUUCCUCAGCAAACACACAGGGGUUGGGAAAUCCCUCCAUCGAGCCCGAGCCCUGCAGAAAAGGCACGAUGACUUUGAAGACGUAGCCCAGAACACGUACACCAAUGCAGACAAGCUGCUGGAAGCGGCCGAGCAGCUGGCUCAGACAGGAGAAUGUGACCCAGAGGAAAUCUACAAGGCAGCCAGACACCUGGAGGUGCGGAUCCAGGACUUUGUUCGGCGGGUGGAGCACAGGAAGCUGCUGCUCGACAUGUCCGUGUCCUUCCACACACACACCAAGGAGCUUUGGUCGUGGAUGGAGGAGCUGCAGAAGCAGCUGCUGGAAGACGUGAGCUGCGACUCGGUGGACUCGGUCCAGACUCUGAUUCAACAGUUUCAGCAGCAGCAGACGGCGACGCUGGAGGCGACGCUUAAUGUGAUCAAAGAGGGGGAGGAGUUAAUGCAGCAGCUCAGAGACGCAGCCAUGUCGACCAGCAAGACGCCUCACUGCAGCUCCAUCGCACACAUCCAGGGGGUGCUGCAGCAGCUGGAUGAGGCUCAGGGCCAGAUGGAGGAGCUUUUCCACGAACGCAAAAUCAAGCUGGACAUUUUUCUGCAGCUGCGCAUCUUUGAGCAGUACACGCUAGAGGUGACAUCAGAGCUGGACGCCUGGAACGAGGAUCUGUCUCGUCAGCUGAAGGACACCAACCGUUCGGGAGGCAGCAGCAGUAGCAGCAGCAGCAGCGGCAGCUCCUCGUCCAGCGGUGCCGAGGAUAUAAGCCUGGCAGAGCAGCGGCUGAAACGGCACGCAGAGAGGAAGGCCGCCAUGAACAACAUGACCUACGAAGUGAUGCAGCAGGGUCAGGACCUCCAUCAGUACAUCAUGGAGGUGCAAGCAUCAGGGAUCGAGUUAACAGGAGAGAAGGACAUGGACCUGGCCUCCCAGGUGCAGGAGCUGCUCGAGUUCCUCCAUGAGAAGCAGCAGGAGGUGGACAUCAGCGCGCAGCACACACACACAAGGCUGGAGCAGACCCUGCAGCUGCGCCACCUACAGGCCGAGGUCAAACAGGUACUGGGCUGGAUCCGGAACGGCGAGUCCAUGUUGAACGCCAGCAUGGUGAAUGCCAGCUCUCUGUCUGAGGCCGAACAGCUGCAGAGGGAGCAUGAACAGUUCCAGAUUGCCAUAGAGUCUCUAUUUCACGCCACUUCCCUCCAGAAGACUCAUCAAAGUGCUCUGCAGGUGCAGCAAAAGGCUGAGAUGAUGCUGCAGGCGGGUCACUAUGACCCUGAGGCGAUCCGCGGCUGUGCUGAGAAGGUGGCCAUCCACUGGCAGCAGCUGAUGCUAAAGAUGGAGGACCGCCUGAAGCUGGUCAACGCCUCUGUGGCCUUCUACAAGACGUCAGAGCAGGUGUGCAGCGUGUUGGAGAGCCUGGAGCAGGAGUACCGCAGGGAUGAAGACUGGUGUGGGAGCCAUGACAAACUUGGGAGUUCAGUGGAGAGUGAUCAUCUGCUGCCCCUGAUCAGCAAGCACCUGGAGCAGAAGGAAGCCUUCCUGAAGGCGUGCACGCUGGCGCGGAGGAAUGCUGAGGUGUUCCUGAAAUACAUCCACAGAAACAAUGUGAGCACACCUGGAGCCGCAGGCCACGCUAGAGGACCUGAGCAGCAGGUUAAAGCCAUUCUGAACGAGCUGCUGCAGAGGGAGAACCGGGUUCUUCACUUCUGGACGCUGAAGAAACGAAGGCUGGACCAGUGUCAGCAGUACUUGGUGUUUGAACGCAGUGCCAAACAGGCUUUGGACUGGAUUCAGGAGACAGGAGACGUUUACCUGACUACACAUACAUCUCCUGGGGAGAGCAGUGAGGAAACACAGCAGCUGCUCAAUGACUACCAUCACUUUAGACUCUCUGCUAAGCAAACCAAGGAGAAGGUGAAGCUUCUGAUCCAGCUGGCAGACAAUCUGGUGGAGAAAGGCCACGCCCACGUGUCGGAGCUGAAGCGCUGGGUCAGCACAGUGGACCGCAGAUACCGGGACUUCUCUGUGCGCAUGGCCAAAUAUCAGGAGAGCCUGGAGAGGAGCCUGGGCGUCAGCUCUGAGGACAAUAAAGACCUGGAGCUGGACAUCAUGCCUGCAAGUUUGACGGACGACCCUGAGGUCAAACUACGGGAUCCCAAUCAUGAGGUCAAUGAGGAGAAAAGGAAGUCGGCCAGAAAGAAAGAGUUCAUCAUGGCUGAGCUGCUGCAGACAGAGAAGGCCUACGUCAGGGAUCUGCAGGAGUGUCUAGAAACCUACCUGAGGGAGAUGACCAGCGGUGAGGAGGAGAUUCCUCAAGGCAUCGCCAACAAGGAACAAAUUAUUUUCGGCAACAUGCAGGAGAUCUAUGACUUCCACAACAGUAUUUUCCUGAAGGAACUGGUGAACUAUGAGCAGCUUCCAGAGGAUGUGGGCCACUGCUUCGUCACCUGGGCUGAUAAGUUCCACAUCUAUGUGGACUACUGCAAGAACAAACCCGACUCCAGUCAGCUCAUCCUGGAGCACGCUGGCAGCUUCUUUGACGACAUUCAGCAGAGACGUGGGCUGGGAAACACGCUCAACUCCUACCUCAUCAAACCAGUCCAGAGAAUCACGAAGUACCAACUUCUGCUGAAGGAGCUGCUAUCAUGCUGCGAGGAGGGUAAGGGCGAGAUCAAAGAUGGUUUGGAGGUGAUGCUCAGUGUUCCUAAGAGAGCCAACGACGCCAUGCAUUUAGCCAUGCUGGAGGGCUUUGAGGAGAACCUGGGGGUUCAGGGUGAGCUGAUCCUCCAGGACAGCUUCCAGGUCUGGGACCCACGCGCCCUGAUCCGAAAGGGGCGGGACCGCCACCUUUUCCUGUUUGAGUUUUCAUUGGUCUUCAGCAAAGAGAUCAAAGACUCAGCAGGAAGGACGAAGUACCAAUACAAGAACAGACUACUGACGGCAGAGUUGGGAGUAACGGAGCACAUAGAGGGUGACCCGUGUAAAUUUGCUCUAUGGGCAGGAAGAACCCCCUCCUCUGAUAAUAAAACUGUGCUAAAAGCUUCCAGCAUGGAAGCCAAACAAGAGUGGAUAAAAAACAUCCGUGAGGUGAUCCAAGAGAGAAUGACUCACCUGAAGGGGGCGCUGAAGGAGCCUCUUCAUCUGCCUAAAACGCCGGCGCUGACCAAGCCCAGGAAUUAUCCAAAGAGGGAGGGAGAAGACGGAGACAGCCAGGGAGACGGCAGCAGCCAACCAGACACCAUCUCCAUCGCCUCCAGGACGUCCCAGAACACCAUGGACAGUGACAAGGGUCUCCUCAGCAGCUACUAUGGGCUGCAGCAGGGGUGGGAGGGAGUGUCUGUG
Molecule: messenger RNA, 4776 nt
Organism: Cyprinodon variegatus (sheepshead minnow)
Lineage: Eukaryota; Metazoa; Chordata; Actinopteri; Cyprinodontiformes; Cyprinodontidae
Product: kalirin-like
Exons: 36
Cellular component (GO): cytoplasm
Molecular function (GO): guanyl-nucleotide exchange factor activity; protein binding
Source: RefSeq, a predicted model, not a curated record